AUGUUAGACGAACUUAUGUACCUCACACGCCAACGGAUGGUGGUAGUAGCACGCUCGGUGGCUGUGAAGGAAUUAGACGCGCUGACAAUCACAGAGCAGCACGAUAUACAGCGCCAGGAAUUGGAUACGAAUCUGGAAUACAUCCUUAGAAAAGAGGUCAAAGCCGUUACAAAAAAGGCGAAGAAAAAGCCAAAAUUGGAGCGCGAAUUGGCGAUUGCGACGGCGGUUGAAAAGGCUAAUGAGGCUCACGAGAUGAUCACCAAAGAUGUGGUGGGGGUUAUGGAGAAGAGGCAGCGCAGAGAAGUCACUGG
Molecule: messenger RNA, 311 nt
Organism: Sphaeroforma arctica JP610
Lineage: Eukaryota; Ichthyosporea; Ichthyophonida
Exons: 1
Source: RefSeq, a predicted model, not a curated record